AUGUCUCCUCAAGGAAUCCGCAUCGGGCGGCUCCAACCCGAGGACAUUCCCGCCGCGGCCCGGCUUGCGGGACAGGCUUUCGCGAGCGACCGGCAGACACAGAUGAAGGCGUUGGGAGAGGCUGAGCCGUUUGACAUGGAAAAGUACACACUCGAGAGCAUGCCGAGUCACCUUACGUCUCGGACAUGCCACGUGCUCAAGGCGGUCGAUGAGGCGACCGGUGAGCUCGCGGGUGUGUGCAAUUGGGGCAUCAAGGGCUUCGUGCCGCGGCGGAUGCCCUUUUUCGAGGACCGCGUAGCCGAGGCGGCUGCAGAGCAAGACGCCAGACCUGCUGCAGAGGACACGAGACAGCAGCAGCAGGAGAAGCAGCCAGAGCAGAAGGAAGCUGCUCAGCCGACAGCGGCGGCGGCGGCGGCGGAGGAGGAGGAAACGGACCCGAUCAAGCGUCUCGUAGCGCUGACUGACGCCGACAUGCGCGCGUGGAUGACCGAGGUCAUGCCUGCCGGCACGCGGUGCCUCUUCAUCAUCGGGCUGACCGUGUCGCCCGCGCACCAGAACCGCGGGGUGGGCUCGGCGCUGCUGCGCUGGGGCAAGGACAUUUGCGACGACAGCGGCGUGUUUGCAUGGGUGCAUUCGUCGGAUGCCGCUUGGGGCAUGUACCACAAGAGCGGCUUCGAGGUGGUGCGCAGCUUGGACGUGGACCUGGACGAGUACGCGCCGUGCCGGCCGCCGGGAGAGGGCGCGGAUGCGAGAUGGGGACGGUACGUGUUUCGUUACAUGAAGUAUGUUCCGAAGAAAGAGGAGGCAGGGAGGGCGGAUUGA
Messenger RNA from Beauveria bassiana ARSEF 2860, 822 nucleotides. RefSeq names its product Acyl-CoA N-acyltransferase. The coding region runs from base 1 to 822 and encodes 273 amino acids. Lineage: Eukaryota; Fungi; Ascomycota; Sordariomycetes; Hypocreales; Cordycipitaceae. The transcript has a single exon. The record is from RefSeq and is a predicted model, not a curated record. Gene Ontology annotation, molecular function: acyltransferase activity, transferring groups other than amino-acyl groups.